CAGCUGAUCUUAUACAAACGAAGAGUCAGCUGAUUUUACGUUUGGCUGGUUUGUUUAUUUCCCUUUAUUACAACAAACGUCAUAAGUGUUAUGAAUGUUAUUGAUUAAAAGUGCGAUACUUCAUUGUGAUUGUUUUGUGCAAAAUAAAAGAAAAUAAAGUAACUUGAAAUAAUUCACUCCUAUUCAAGUGAAAUUCCCAGAGAAUAAUGUGAGUUUGAGUUAGUCAGUGUGAACAAUUAAUAUGAUGUUGAUAAUCCAUUUGUCUGUUCUGGUUAAAUGAUUGUGGAAGCAAGUGUUUUAGUGGCAGCAUCAGUACCUUUGUUCCUUCUAACAGUGAUGACCUAUUUCGACUCAGGUUUGCAGCAAAGUUUCCCUAUCAGGUCCUGUGAGCACUGCGACUGUGAAGGUAGUCAAACCGCAAACUUCCGGAGUAUGUUUCGCCCCCGCGGCGCUCUGGCCAGGGCCUUGUACAACAAACAGCUGAUGGACUGUCAAUUGGAACAGAUGGACCAUACUAAGUGGUACCAUAUAGAUGCAAGUCAAGUACCUCCAGAGAUGCGGAGAACGUUCCUGUCCUUGACUCUGGACGAUGAGACAAGACAGUUCCUGGACAACUGCAAUGAGAAGUCCGACGCCUUGCUGACCCAGAUCUGGCACAGCAUCGUCAAAAGUCUCCUCCGUUGGUUUUUGACGCAGACUGACAUAAAUGGGCUGCUCGGGCGCGGCUCCAUGUUCGUCUUCUCCAAGCCGCACAUCCGACAGCUGCUGGGGCGGUCGCUGGCCGAGGAGGGCGAGCUGCUGGACCUCGGCGCAGGAGACGGCCUCAUCACCCAAAACCUCGCCAACUUCUUCACCAAGGUGUACGUCACGGAGGUGUCGCGGCCUAUGCGGUGGGCACUCAAGAAGCGGGGAUUCCAAGUACUUGAAGUUGACGGAUGGAGCGACCGGAAGUACGAUGUGGUGUCUUGUCUGAACCUGUUGGAUCGUUGCGACCGUCCCUACCACAUCCUGAACAGGGUGAGGCAAGCGCUGAAACCCAACGGCAAGGCCAUCUUUGCGCUCGUCCUGCCAUUCCAGCCAUAUGUUGAAAACAGUGGUAAGGGGAAUCAGCCAAUGGAAGUUUUGCCGAUCCAAGGACUGACGCUAGAGCAGCAAGCAGCUAGUGUGGUCAGCAACAUUCUUGAGCCAGCAGGGUUCACGGUGGUCAGGUGGUCCAAGCUGCCGUACCUCUGCGAGGGGGACCUUCACCAAGCCUACUACUGGCUGGACGAUGUGGUGUUCGUGACCAGACUCACGUCUUGACACAGGGCCCAGGACCGUGUGUUCACCCAGAGGAAACUGUGCGAAAGAGUUACCUGCUUGUGAAAGAGUUACCUUCCUGUGAAAAAGAAUCGAUUCAAGUUUGUAGCGAAAUGGUUUGUCAUUGUGAUAUAGAUACCACCAUAACUAACCAGGGCUUUGGUAUAACUAAGACUAUUCAUGUAUCCCCUUUCCUGUAGAAAACUUGAGGUAUACCAUUUAACAUGUUCACUGUGUUCAAUUUGGUAAUCUUUCUCAUAUUACGACAUGAGUACCUCUGUGUACAGUGUUUAUUUUUAAUGUUAUGAAUCCUGUGACUCAUGACGCACAUUAUUUAUAUUCAAUUAGAACAUUAUUGAAUUAUUUAGAUCUAUCCUGUAGUUUGGAGGCUGUGCAUAAACGUAGCAGACAAUGACAGCAGCUGAAAUCGGUUGUGACCAAGGGAUACGAUUGCGCAUGUCCCGAGUCAUGGGUGCCUCAUGGUGCAAACGGGAAAUAACUGUUUAAGCAAAAAGUCAUGUGCGGCAUGAGUCAUCCGUGACUUAUACACAAUUCAUUUCAAUGUUAUAACUUUAAAAUAUACUUUUUGUCUCUUUAUCCACCAAUUCAAUUUUGUAAAAAUAACUAUUAAAAACAUAAGUUCCCCAAAGUAGAGAAGGUCUAGAGAACUGUCACAGGGUUCGCAACUAAAAUUGUACUACGAGUCACCAGUAAACCAUUCCUCAGUGAACGUGUUAAACAAUAUAAUUUAUAACUUGUAGUUAGAAGUAACAAAUGUUCCAAGACUUAAUCAAUUCCAAUUAUGGCUUAGACAUAUCAAAUUUACAAUUAAUAUUAUAAUAUCUGCCAAGUGACUUUCAGUUACCGUAGCUUAAGCUAAGAAAUAAAUAUAUAGCCUACUGCAAUCAUGUAAAUUCUUAUACUUACAUCUACUUAAUGAAAUACUUUUAAGCUUUAAUUGACCUACUUAUAACUGACCUAUAGCUACUCAAUUUCACAACUACCAUAUACUGUACAGGGUGUUCCGAUGCUAUAUAGAAUCAUUUAGAUGAAUAUUCUAGGAUUUAAAAUAAUAUCUUUGAUAAACGCUUAAUAUCUACUAAGGAAUCCCUAGUUAGUAUACAAAAAAGUUAUUUUACUAUUUUGUUUUUGCAAUCAAACUAUAGUUACGCCUUCUUAUAAAAACACAUGAAACGAGGAGGAAGUGUUUUUAUAAAUUUGUAAAACAAGAGUCUUUAUACGUCAACUAGAAUAUUAUCAGCAUUUUGAAAAUUUAAGUAAGGUGAAAAUUACUGAAUCAUUUAGGGUAUUUCAACUAGUAUCCAUGUCUAUUUUAGGUUAGAAAAUUUAUAACUCACUAUUAAAAACAAAGAAAAAAUUACAAGCCAAAAUCAUACAACAGAGUUAGAUGUAUAUCGAACACACUACUGAGUUAGAUAAAACGCAACAAAACACUAUUGUACAAAAUGUGUAAGCACCCUACACACAAGCCCGAGUCAAUCAAGCCAAGCUGCCACUAUGACUAAUUUAUAUUUUUCCUCUAAAAAUACCCUCUAGGUACCAGAGUUUGUAAGUUUCAAUAACUGCUAAGUCUAAUUAACAAAAAACAAAUUUGUAAGCUGAUUUUUUGGGGUGUUUGCACAUAGUUCAAGAAAGAAAAACUACCGCUUUCUACAAUAUGUUUCCAAGAAUCCAUGAAUUCAAAAUAAUUCUUAGCCUGUAGGGAACACUCACUCUAAUAUACCCAAACGAUUGUUAAUAUAAAAGAUUUAAGGAUUCUAUUUUGUAAUAUUUCUAGAAAUUAGAGAGAAUGAAUGUGUUAAUUUAGAUCUUGUGAUAAUUUCCCAAUAAAAUUACUAAUUUUAAGAUAUAAAAUAUGAUAAUAGCAAUAACAAGUUUGUUCAGGGUCCGAUGCUAGCCUUUUCAUUAAUAUCAUACAAUUUUCAUAAAAAUUAGUCUUAGUCAGGUAUUAUAAUGUAGGCUAUGUAGUUAAGGUAUCUUCUGUAUUUGUCUUCCUUGAACUAUACACUGUUACAAUAUAUUUAACCUCUACCAAUUGUUGUUCUUUAAUGUUGUUAUGGUUGGUUAGGUAAUUCAGUUUAAGUUGCUGAUUUGGUUUGAUAGAUGAGGAAUCUAACAGUAAAAAAAGUACUACUUAUAUAAUUGGAAAUGAAUCAUUUAUUCGUUUUAUAACAGUCGGCUGAGUUGAAUCAGGAAGUCGUAACAGUACAAAUUUUACAACUUUCAUAGAUGGAAAUAAAUUAUUCAUUAAUUUUUAACAGCUAGUUGAGUUAAAUCUACAAAGCAAAGAUCUUUGGCAAAGAAUUAUUGAUACCAUAAAAAAGUUUACAUACUCUUUUUAACGUGAAUCAUUGGUUUGAUAUGUUUCCUGAAAUCAAACCUCACCAGUAAUUUUAACUCUUAAGAAGCUGUUCAAAUUACAGUUGUAUUUGGAUUUUACCUUUCCAAAA
This is a messenger RNA of Homalodisca vitripennis (glassy-winged sharpshooter), 3770 nucleotides long. Its product is annotated as protein-L-histidine N-pros-methyltransferase. Gene Ontology annotation, molecular function: protein-L-histidine N-pros-methyltransferase activity. Bases 277 to 1302 code for a protein of 341 amino acids. The record is from RefSeq and is a predicted model, not a curated record. NCBI's taxonomy places the organism in Eukaryota, Metazoa, Arthropoda, Insecta, Hemiptera, Cicadellidae. The transcript has 8 exons.